AUGGAAGUACAAGUCGUGAAGACCUGCUUGUCCAUGGAGUCAGAUUCAGUUUUAAGUAAACUAUUAGAGCAUUACAGAGCUGCUCCACCAUGCUUAGAUGUGCUUGACAUUUUGUGCUCUCGAUAUCAUAUGCAAAACCGUCCGAAGUCCAUCCUGAAUCCUGCAAGGUUAGGUAACAGUGGUGGUAUUCGAAAUACUCUUGAAGAUCCUUGGGUACGCUUUCAAAUUGAACUGGAGUUUGUUCAGUCUCUUGGCAAUCCAGAUUAUCUUACCUUUUUGGCCCAGCAGGGCUCUUUUGACAAACCGGAGUUUAUAAAUUAUUUGUCCUAUUUGCAGUAUUGGAAAUCUCCGUCGUAUCCCUUUUGCCUGCACAUGCUUGAUCUUCUUCAAUCCCCGGAUUUCCGACGUGAAGUUGCUCAUGAAUCGGUGACUCGAUUUAUUGACGACCAGAUGUUGCUCCACUGGAAAAAUUACUUACCUAAACGAGCUGAAAUGGUUAAUAGGCACGUCCAGAAUCUUGACGCUAUGCCUACACCCGGCGCUGGUCCUUCGAACCCCAAUCAGAAUUACCUUUCCAAACUCUGUAAUUUAAGAAGAUGCCAAUAUUUCGCCCAAGAAGACUGGCUUAUUCAAUUUGAUUCCGGCUCAAGUCACUUUAAGUUUACUGUUAAUCGUGACGAGAGAGUGUCGGGUCACAGUUACCAACCAAACUAUGGCGCCGCAGAGGCACCGACACCAAUGGCCCAGCGGAUAGUCAGAGUGAAUUCGUUUCAGGCUGGUAAUUACUUUAAAUCGCCUUUCAAAAGGGCACGGAGUCUAGGGGUUCCUGAUGUGUAA
Molecule: messenger RNA, 837 nt
Organism: Echinococcus granulosus
Lineage: Eukaryota; Metazoa; Platyhelminthes; Cestoda; Cyclophyllidea; Taeniidae
Product: Mediator of RNA polymerase II transcription subunit
Exons: 8
Coding region: 1-837 (278 amino acids)
Biological process (GO): regulation of transcription by RNA polymerase II
Cellular component (GO): mediator complex; core mediator complex
Molecular function (GO): transcription coregulator activity
Source: RefSeq, a predicted model, not a curated record